Molecule: messenger RNA, 2145 nt
Organism: Drosophila mojavensis
Lineage: Eukaryota; Metazoa; Arthropoda; Insecta; Diptera; Drosophilidae
Exons: 2
Coding region: 612-1913 (433 amino acids)
Molecular function (GO): protein dimerization activity
Source: RefSeq, a predicted model, not a curated record
AUCGAAAAAAUAAGAUAAACUUGUAUACACGAGUAUGCAUGCGAAACAGGGUGACCGAAUAUGGUAUUUUUAAUACUUUUUGGUAUUUUAUCAGCUCUGAUUUUGCUCAAAAGUAUUUUAAUGGUAUAUAGGUAUUUAGUAGCAUUUUCAUCGAUUUUAUGGUAUUAUAUGGUAUUUUCGGUUUGGUCACACUUUAAGACUUAAUGAAUCGAAUGCUUAAUACUUAAGACUUGCUUUAUUUUAAAACAAAUAAAUAGAAAACAUGAGCAAUAAGCAAAAAAAAAAGAGUUGAGUGGAAGACUAUGCCGGUGAGUUCUUUAUAUGCUUUUAAAUUAUAUGUAGAUAAUAACUAUUCUUUUUUCAGAUUCAAUCGUUUUUUAGAGUCGGACAACACUCUAGCUACCUCUAUCAAAAAAGCAGAAAUUAUGUUUGCUGCAGCGAUUGCUGAACACAACAUAUCUAUGAGAGCAAUGGACCAUAUUAGCGAUGUGGUCAAGCAUGCGUUUCCCGAUAGUGCCAUUGCGCAAGGGUUUUGCUGCAAACGCACCAAAACAGCUUCGCUUACGUACAAUGUACUGUCACCUGUGAUGAAGGAGUAACUGAUCUCUAGCAUGAAACGGUGCGUUUCUGCAGCGGGAAGGCCUGUGUUCUCCAUAAUCAUUGAUGAAUCGACUGAUGUUUCGUGUACAAAGGUCUUGGCGUGUGCUGUUAUGUAUUUCGACAAGGAAGCGCAACCAAAAUUCUUGUUCACCAUUGACUUAGAGGGUGAAAAAGCAGUCGACCUUUUUGCAGCACUCAGCGAUGGACUCAAACUUAAUGGCUUUGACAUCAAUAAUAUGAUUGGAUUUGCUGCAGACACAACUAAUGUGAUGUAUGAUUCUCCUGCACACAAUAUACUUAACCACUACGAGAUACGUUGGCUAUCGUUUCAUUGUUGUGUGGCACGCGUACUAGAACAGUGGGAUGCCCUCAUUGCAUUCUUCCAAGAAGAAUAUGAAGUUGAUAACAAUUUAUCAGCUGAGUAUAUUCUAUCUAAUUUAAAAAAUCCAACUGUUAAACUUUAUCUUUUAUUUUUGGAUUAUAUACUUGCUUUAGUGAAUAAAUUCAAUAUCAUAUUCCAGUCUAGUCGAUCUGUUGUACAUCAUUUAUAUAAAACUAUGUCCGAAUUUUACAAAAGUGUAUUAGCUUGUUAUAUGCAGGAGAUGUAUAUAAAUAAUACAGAUUUAAAUGCCAUAGAGCCAACAAACACAUUUUAUUUUGUACAUAUAAAAGACAUGUAUCUCGGAAUAAAAGUGGAAACUGAACUUUCAACAAAUAGCUUGGACAAAGAACAUAAAUUGGCUUUUUUGAAACGUAGCCAGUUAUUUUUAAUCGAGUUAUGCGUACAACUAAAAAAAAGAUUGCCAUUACAAGAUAACUUUCUGAAAAUGUUAAGUUUUUUGGAUCCAAAUGAUUUUAAUAAUCAAAAUUGUCAAUCGUUGCUCAAGCUGUAUGAACGCUUUCCCGAUUUUGUCAAUGAUCCACAAAUAAUUGACAAUGAGUAUCGAACAAUGAAAACUGACGACAUGGUUAAAAUGCUUUUGACUAAAAAUCUCAAUUGCGAUACAUUCUGGUACGAAUUGAGUCAGUUAAAAGAUAUAAAUAAUUGCUAUAAAUAUUCGAAUAUUUCGAAAUUUGCUCAAUCUAUGUUAAUUUUGCCCGUUUCUAAUGCGUCGUGUGAACGCAUAUUCUCUCAAAUUAAUUUAAUCAAAACGAAAAAUGGAAACCGCUUUCAAAAUGUAAAUGUAUCACAUAUAUUACAUGUAAAACAAUCAUUGCGCGAAAAUGGGUGCAAUAAUUUUAAGCCCAAUGAACAAAUGUUAUGUAAAGAUUUCAACAAAUUGAAUUUAAGCUGCUCUGACGAAGAAGGCUAGUAAAUAUAAUUAAAUGAUCUUAAGAGAAACUAGCAAGACUGAACAAAGAAGUUCCUUUAUUUUAUUUUAAGAAAAUGUUACAAAAUGAAUUUUAAGCAUUUAAUUAAUUUUAAGACUUUAAAAAUAUAUUGGAAUAUGGAAUUGAAUACGAAUGCAUAUUGUUCUAGUUUUAUGUUGGACUGAAAUAUUAUUAAUUUUUUAAAAUGAAAUAAACAAUAAACAUUUUUUGCAA